Falco peregrinus (peregrine falcon) is the source of this 6768-nucleotide messenger RNA. RefSeq names its product regulator of G protein signaling 20 (gene RGS20). The transcript has 6 exons. The record is from RefSeq and is a predicted model, not a curated record. NCBI's taxonomy places the organism in Eukaryota, Metazoa, Chordata, Aves, Falconiformes, Falconidae. Bases 4919 to 6040 code for a protein of 373 amino acids.
GUGCUCUUAAAAAAACAAAAACCAAAAAAAAUUAUCCCUCUUCUGGACUAAAAAGAAACGUCUAUGCAUUGAUUCAUAACUCUUGAAUGAGAUAUAUAUGACAGAGAGUAGGAAGAAAUUAUCAACUUUCACAGUGCAGAAGGGUCUUCAACAGAGUGCAGAAAACAUCUGGCUGGAGCCUGUGCUGUUCAGCACACUCAGAUAUGUUUGAGAAAGGAGGUAAACAGUGUAUUCAAAACUUUGCCGAUGAUAGUGCCACUCCUUUGACAAGCACAUUGUUAACUGUGAAUCACUUUACCAGAGGAUGGUGGGUAUGCUACAGAUUUACAUGCACUCUUACCCCUGUCUGUCAAACACUUGGGCACAUCUGGAAAUUUUCACUCAACGUGAGUCCCAUGAGGCACUCUCUGUGUUAAUGAACUGCAUUGCAUUGCAAGGGCAGGCUUUGAGAGAGAAAAACAUUAUACAGGCAUUACAGGAACCUGUCUCGUGUGCCUGUCAUCACUAUGACAGCAAGAAGCAGUCCUCAGCAACCAGUACAAACCCAUUCUGUGUCAUCAGCUUCAGAGAGCACCUUAUGGUGCCUUAUUCAUGCUGGUUGAUUCUCUGAACUGGAUCUUGUUAAAGAUUAUAAUUGGAAAAGUGCUAUGCUCCUAUUUUUUUAUAUGCUCCUAUUUUUUGAUCCUUUAGGAUUCAGGUGCUGAAAAACAAUUCUCGUUGUCUCACAUUGUCUUAAGCACUAGCUUGUCUAUUAACUCCUGGCAGCCCAGCUUCACUUGAAGUUGCUAUGUUUAGAUGACUUUAUUGGUGUGUGAAACAGAAAAAUGAAAAGCAUAUCAGCAUGCAGGAAUGAAAGUCACCAAUUGCCUGGGUCAUAAAGAAUAAAAAUGUUCAAUAGUUUAAUACUAGAAAAAUGAAUGCAGUUGAGUUAUCCUUACAGUAAGACUACAGAGAUUUGGGUCGUGAGAAUAUUUCUGUCUGUUCUCCUUUCCUUCUUGUAAUAAGAACAAUGUAUCGUUGCCUCUCACAUAUUCUGCAAAUCACAGCAGCAUGUACACUGCAUGCCAAGGGAUGGAUGCCAGCCAUAGGCAUGGGCUUUAGAAUUACUUCUUUCGGUGUGAAGCCCCUAUGGGUGCAUUGCAAGCGUAGGAUAUAUUUCUUCUGUCACAGAAUUAAGCACCAGGUGCACUCGGUCAACAGACCCUAAAUUAAACCUGCUAUUUUUUGGCAAAGGGGAUUCUAUAGCAGGAGAGAGGCAACAGCAAAGAAGAAGAAAUUACUACAAUUCAGGUCUGCUUGUGGGUUGUAAGAGGCAAACAUUAGAGGGAAUCUAGCUGGUUUUGUAAUGUGUGAAACUUGAAGCCUUUUUGAGCAUCAUUGGCUAAGUCCAUGUAAUACUAAUGUAAAGUAGGAGGGUCUUCAUUUUCUAGAUAAAUUGAGGCAGAUAAAUAUGAAGAAACUAGGUCAAGGUCACAUGAAUGGGGAAAAUCAAAGAACAUGUUGUUGUAAAUCUAAAAUACUCCUUACCCCAAAGCACUGCUCCACAGUAUGGAAGAAACCAAUAGUGCAAAAAAGAAAUGAAUCUACAAUAAUCUGUCUCUACUGCAAGGUGAGAAGAAAUAUAUCAGAAUAUGUCCAUCUUUGUAUCUUCCAGCACUUUAUCGCAUACACACAUCUUAAGGCCUGAAAAGGAAGACUGCUAGCUGUCUCCCAGAAGAUAUGAUUUGCUCUUCUUUUCCACUGGUGGAAAUUGUGUGUGUUAUCUCUAAAUUUCAGAAUAAAAUAAAUAAAGCUAAUUAUUUAAAUACUCUAAUAUUUUGUAUCUUAUAUGUUUAUUUAUUUAUUUGCAAUUUUAAAUAUAUGUUUCAAGUACAGAUAAGAGAAAGGCAGGCACUGAAUUUCUUUGUCCUUUUGACAAAUUUUUGCUUUAAAACUUCAUAUCUGAGAUGCUCCUUUGGGCUUUUUAGUGUUAUGGGAUAGGAGAGCACAAUGUCUUUUGAAAAAUCUCAUUGUACAUCUAGAUAUGUCUUUAGGUGCCUGAAUUAUCUGAAGGAAAAAACCUAACAGGAUUUGAUACUGCAAGGAUGUAUAAAAAGUACUCACAUACUGGAGCAAAUCCCAAUGAUUUCUAAUGACCCACUGAUACACAACUAACCUCCUAUCCUGGAGAGAAAAUGCUGUGACAUUUGUAACUUUUGAAUGGACUUGACUUAUUUUACCAUUCUGGCUUCUCUUUAUUUUCGUCUCAUGGGUUUCCCAUUUAAACCAUCUCUCCCAGCAGAUUUCACGUUUGCCUCACAGGCAUCAGGGAGGACCUGUGGGACAGUGGAAUGGGGGACUCCAGAUUCUUUUCUCUCUUGUCCAAGGGUGGAGGGUUGUCAGAGAAGAGGCUUCCUUUCAUGGAAACGGAAAUGACUUCUCAAUGUGAGAAGAUAUGGAGUGCUUCACUGGAUAUUUUUCCUGAGUAAUUAUAGCCAGAUUGGCCCACUGUGAACAGGAUUUUGACUGCUUCAUCUGUCUUUGUUUUCUCCUCUUAUUUCAUCUUCAUUUUAGUGUCUGUGUCAUGGUAGAAGAACAUUAUUCUGUGAGGUUUUUUUUUAAACCAGUAAAUCCUGCUUCCUGCAACCAAUAUAGAUUUGUCUGUCUUCUGGGUCAUAGAAGUUUGAUCGUUUUUAUUUUAAAUUAAUCAGAUCCUGGCUGAAAGGAUCUGGUAAAGCUAAUACACAACAAUUUUGCAACAGUCAUACCAGGCAAUCUUCUGAUUGCUCCACCACCUCUUUGAAAUUAAGUUUUGCAUGCUCAGUUAGGGAACCACACAUAUCUUAUCCUCAAUAGGAGCAGUGGUUUUGAAAGAAAAAUAAACUAACAUUUUACUGUAAUAAAUACAUCUUCAUUUUUUUUUUCCCUGGUAGAAUGGAACAAUGAUAUAUUGCCUGAAAAUUGGAAGUGAAGUACUGUGUAGAAACAGGAACAGAAAGGCCAGUACAAAACUAUUUAUAGCCUUGGGAAAUAAAUGCAGCUGGGUUAAAACAGCAGAGUACAUUAUUUUAGUGAGUAGGGACAAGUGUCUCUGUCUCAUGAACAUGCCCUUCUGUAUUGAAAGGUGGAGGGUCUCAGAGCCUGCAGCUCCCCUUUGCAGUACAGCAUCUCUCCUCUCACCAUCAGUCUCAGCUAAUUUGUGCUAACAGCUCUUGUCUGGACAAGGGCGUCUGCACCUGAAUGUGUAGAAGGAGCACUCUUUUCUGGGAAAUUGCUGCAAGUACCAAGUGAAAUAAAACCCACCUCCGGGUUAAAAUAAAGAAAACAAAUAGAUCCUCUGACAUCACCUUUUCUUACAAGCAGAGGCUAGGUCAGAGCAGUAGCUUCUUGGAGGAAAAAGGAAAUGCUGAGCUACCCACUGCUGCUGACAGUAAGCCUGGCUAGAAGACAGAAAAGAAGGUGGUUACCUAAACCUCAGCAGUAACUCUGCUGAACUCAGACUUAUUACCAGAGCUCAUGCAAAAGCUUUCUUACUAUACUAUGACUUCUAGUGCAAUUCAGCUUGUCAAGCCAAAUGCUAGAACAAAAUGUUCUCCUAUUGUUCUUCAUUUUUCUCCUCAGCACUUACUGGAUUUCUCUGAAAAGAGACAGAGGUGUGACCAAGGCACUUCUCACAAGAGAUGCUGCCUUAUAGCUACAGUGUUGAAUUGUCAAAACUUUUGACUUUUGGCAGAAAACAACGGUUAGACAUAUUUCAGCCUGGAAAAAGAUGUAGUGAACUUUUAAAACAGAUAGAAUAUUUCUAUCAGUUUUCCCACUUAUAUUUCUAUCACAGACACUUUUAAAAUGGAAGUUCUCUUGGCUCCCUAUUUAUAGUAACUUCUGUAGUUUCAACUAACUCUUAAAAAUUACUAACUUAAAAUGUAAAAUUAUUAAAACUGGAAGCAUUUUGAAAUUAUGAUAAAUUAACAUGUUGAUUCUUUUCAAUGCAUACUAACAUAUGUAUGAGUUUGACUUCCUGCUGUCUCCGAGAUAAGAUGUUUUAAAAGGCUCCCAAAUGCUUUCCCACACAAGGAACACUAUUAUUUGCUUAGCUGUCAUUACAACAGCAUUGCUAACUAUAAACUUUAAACAAUGCUUACAUAAUUAUUUGAAUGAAAAUUCCACAAUAAUUUAAUAUUCCUCCUAAAUUUUCUGUGUUUGUCCCAUCUGUAUUUUGAAAAGCACAAAAAAGAAAUAGUGAGGGAAUAUGAACAGAAAGCAAAAGCCUUGCAACCCUAUAUAAAGCUAAGAGAAAUAAUCUAUUAAUAAUCUACCUGGAGUCUUAGUCUUUAUAUUUAGUUUGUCUCUAUCCUCAGACAUGGCUCUGCUCAUGUGGUGUUUUCAUUGGGGCUGGAAGGAUUACCAGUAAACCAUCUGUUCAGUCGGUGAGAAAAAAUGUGAUUGACAGGUGCCACUGACCUAAAACAGACAUCUCCAUUUGGUGCUGCCUGCAGAGUACAACUACAUGCUAAGUUACUUCUUCCUUCGAGUUGUAAAUGAAGUACAUUCACUCUGAGUGAUAAAAUGUGUUUAAUGAUUGUUACAGCCUGUUUUCUUACAUGUAUCCACCCGCUAUGUGCCUGUCUUCUUCCUUUUCAGCUUACUAGAACCUAUGAAAUCGUUAAUCUCUAAGCUGGCACGAUGCUGAGGGAAUGAGGCGCUGCAGAUAUCUGAGGGACGAUAAUCCUGUUUGUCUCCAGAACUGUGGAGGCUUCAGGAAGGACUGGCAAGCUGCAAGAGACCCUGGCAUUUGCCCAUCGCUUUAAAGAAGAGCCACCUCUAUGUUGUUGUCAUUCAGCCCACUGUCUGGGAUUUGGUUUUGUUUCAUCAUUAAAUAAAAGUGGUGCUUUUCCGAGAAAGGUCAUUGUAAAAUUGGGUUCAGCCCCUUUAUUUCUUGAUGUGGAGGCAAGUUUUGCUCUACUUCAGGACUCACAGCUACCAUGCAGACAACUGUCAAGCAAAGGAGACUCUCCAAAAUGAAGAUGAUGUUAAAGCAGCACAGUGGAUUUUCAAGCCUCCGAGGCCUGCCGGGCCCCUCGCCCCGCUGUCAGCUCUGCUCUCCAGCCCCUUCCUGCGGCCGCAGCUCCCCGCCCGCCGGCCCUGCCCGCGCUUCGUCUCGGCGCCCCGUCGAGACGCCCCGGGGCCCCGCUUCGGCCCCGCGGGCUUAGCGGCGCUGCUGGCCGGUAGCGGGGCGGCCGCCCGCUGCCCGCUCGCCGCCCUGCUGCGGGGCCGCUGGGCUGAGCCGCCGGCCCCAGCCCCGCCGCCGCCCAGCCGCCUCCCCCCGGAGCGCCGGAGAUGCCCGGCGUGCCACGGAGCCGCGUCGCCGCAGCCCCGCGCUGCCCCCGAGCCGCCCGGCGCUCCCAUGGGAUCAGAGCGGAUGGAGAUGCGCAAACGGCAGAUGUCUACGACCCAGGAGACCCCAGGCACAGCACAGGCUCAGCACAGCACAGGAAAUCGAGGGUCCAAUGCCUGCUGCUUCUGUUGGUGCUGUUGCUGCAGCUGCUCAUGUCUUACUGUUAGAAAUCAAGAUGAAGAGAGAGCAAGGAGAACAUCUCAUGAACUCCAAGCAGAGGGUAUUCCAAACUGCGAGGAAAGCCCUGCCCCUACUCUUGAAGAAGUGAAUGGCUGGGCUCAAUCAUUUGAUAAAUUGAUGCUUACUCCAGCUGGCAGAAAUGCUUUUCGUGAGUUUCUACGAACAGAAUUCAGCGAGGAAAACAUGCUUUUCUGGAUGGCCUGCGAGGAACUAAAACAAGAAUCCAACAAAAGUGUCAUUGAAGAAAAAGCAAGACUAAUUUAUGAAGAUUAUAUUUCUAUCCUUUCUCCAAAAGAGGUCAGUCUGGACUCCAGAGUAAGAGAAGUUAUUAACCGAAAUAUGCUGGAACCCUCACAACAUACCUUCGAUGACGCACAGCUUCAAAUUUAUACCUUAAUGCACAGAGACUCCUACCCACGGUUUAUGAACUCUGCUAUUUAUAAGGACUUGCUUCAGUCCUUAUCUGAAAAAUCCAUUGAAGCAUAGAUUCUUUUCUUAAGUGUAUUUAUUUUAAAACAGACGGAACUCUGGGUUACACCAAUCCACAGGGAACACAGAGUUAAUCAGAUAUUUACCUGAAAACAACUCAGGCAAAUUUUACUACAGACUGAAUGAUUUAAAGCCACACAAGGCUCCGACACAAUCAGCCAACUACAGUUCCUGAUCAAACUCAGUGUUACUUUGCAAAAGAGAAUGAAGAAAACGAAAAGAAAACAUUGUUAUUCAGAAAAACGCAGUAUUUUUUCAAACACAGCAGGCAACUUGGAUGCAAAUCCAUUACGACAUACAUCUGAGGUACAAAUGCCAACUGGGCAUGAAAACUAAAUUUAAAGUGGAGCGUUAGAAUUUUCUUGGAAACCAAACCAGUUGCCCCAUCCACACUGUAACCAAAGUAAAAACAGUACUGUCAAUAUCUGGGUUACACUAGACAAAGUUUCAUGUACUGUACCUGGCACAGGUGCACUCCACUUGUCUUGGUAUAUUUAAUGUAUAUGGUGCGCUACUGGGAAUAAGCGUGGCAAUUUCAAGUUUAUGAAAGCUAAUGGUUGAAAUAAUGCUGCCUAUAAAAAUCUUUUGCUGAAGAAUUGUUAUUUUACUACUAGAGUCUGCUAAAAGCAUUUUUAAGUUCAUAUCGUUGAUGUUUAUAAAGUAUUUACUUAAGAGGAAGACGACUGUGGGCAUUUAAAUUCCUAAAUAAAGCACAAGAAUUCUCA